AUGAAGCAAUCGGGUACAUGCUCGACUGCGGCAGCGUCAGUCAAAUCGUCCCCGCUCCCUUUUGUCACUGGGUACCUUUUGAAUCAAGGAUGGACCCAGUAUAUCAAUGUUAAUCUACACCAUCUGUUCUUCAUUGGGCGUUUGAGGAAGGUCGUGAAAACUGAACAAGCUGUACCAGAAACGACCGAACUAACGCGAUGCUUUGGAUGGAGGAAGUCCGAUGGCACGAUAUCCUAUGAUCCAAUUGUAUUCAACGAGGCCUUCCUCCCGUUGCUACAGGAUGCAUUCAAGGGAAGUCCCGCGGAAGGUGUUGUCGAAAAUCUCUUUCGAGGGAAGAUGAGACGCGGUUCAGAAUACAAAGAUUUCUAUGGUAUGUGCUUAGCAUUCCUCCGAUGGCCUUCUGAGGCAGAUGUCCAGUUAUUCUCAGCUCUGGAAGUUCGCGUCCACAAGAUGAAAUCUCUGCGCGACUCGCUACUCCACUUUACAACCACACACCAGUUCGACAGCGAUCCAUAUGUUCUGCCGACUGGAACAAGCCCAUCAACGGGAGAACAAGUUACUUUUGUAGAACUUCCUCCAAUUCUACAGAUUGGGCUGACCCUCUUCGAGCUGGAUGGCGAGAACGACAACGUCUUUCGGGUCGACAACGAAUCAUUCGAGCUCCCAGAAGAGAUCGACCUGGGCGAGUUUAUGGAUCCGAAUCCAGGGAGGGUGACCUCCCAAUCAUCAGUCUAUCGCCUAUUCGGCGCGACGCUCCAUCAAGGAAGAGGGCAAUCCGAGGGAUACACCUUGAUGGUUUCCCCUCGCUGCAGGUCUGACGAAUGGCUACACUUCGUCGAACAUGCGAGGGCUACGGCAUGCGAGGGCCCCAUCAGCGGUCGCUGGGGCAGCAAGGCUAAGAUUGCGACAUAUGUACGAGCCUUAUCGAUCACCGAAGUCCUGGGCGAAUUUGAUGAUUUCGAUAAAACCGUCCCACCACAUAUCGUUAAAAGAAGUGUAAGGCAUCCAGAGGGAAGUCUGGACCAAGACAACACAUACCCUGUGUCCUUUAUCACAGACGAUGUAAUGCGUCGCCACACUGGCGUUGAUUUGUUCGACACCUCUUACAUCGGAGGGCAUCCUAGCGUCAGAAUCCCUCGCCUCUAUGCAAAGUACGAAGAAACCUUGGGCGAAUUCAAGAACAGAGUGGCACGGUAUCUCGACUUUCCCGCCCAUGGUCUUCGGAUAUGGGUGAUGGUUUGUCGACAGAAUGGAACAGUCCGACCCAAUACCGAGCUAGAAGAUUCAAAGAUGACCAUGAAGAAAGUUUACCACAUUUACCGUCGCUCACGAGAGCCAGUAUUCCCGCAACCAGGCUUGGCGGUAUAUGUCGGAAAGGGCCACGCGCCCCCACACAGUGCUCUACUUUUCCUCAAGUACUUUGACAUAGAACAGCAACGCCUUUCCUACAUAGGCUCCGUGGAGGUCUCUGGGACGGACGACGUCCAGACCCUCGUUCCCAUAAUUAACCACAAAAUGGGGUGGGAGGCUGACACGGACCUGGUGCUAUACGGGAGGAAACUUUCUGACGAAGAGAUCAAGAAAUACGAAGAUCGAGGACCGGUGCACUCGUUAGAGGAAGUUUACACCCAAAUAGCUCGCAAGCUUACGUUCUUGUUUCAACCGUACGAGCAUACCACCAAAUUCUCUCUCGAUAAGCGAGAGCUGUAUCGUGAGAUGGAUCGGAAACAAGACCCAGAAUUUGCAAUUACAAUCGAUGAGGAGCUUACUGUCGAUGAACUCCUAAAACAAUUCGGACGACACCUCCAACUCGAACACGACCCAGGAACGAACAACCUCGAAGACCACGUCCGGUUCUUCACCAUGGACUGGGACUACGUCCAACUCUAUUACGACGAAUCGGUGAAAGAGCUAUUCGAAACGUACAUACCGGCUGCAUCGAGGCGUACUUCUAGGGUGUUGCCACUCCUUUAUGAGAGGUUUUGA
This is a messenger RNA of Coprinopsis cinerea okayama7#130, 1986 nucleotides long. RefSeq names its product ubiquitin carboxyl-terminal hydrolase 5. The coding region runs from base 1 to 1986 and encodes 661 amino acids. NCBI's taxonomy places the organism in Eukaryota, Fungi, Basidiomycota, Agaricomycetes, Agaricales, Psathyrellaceae. The transcript is spliced from 11 exons. Gene Ontology annotation, biological process: regulation of protein stability; protein deubiquitination. Gene Ontology annotation, cellular component: cytosol; nucleus. Gene Ontology annotation, molecular function: cysteine-type endopeptidase activity; cysteine-type deubiquitinase activity. The record is from RefSeq and is a predicted model, not a curated record.